Messenger RNA from Varroa destructor (honeybee mite), 4432 nucleotides. RefSeq names its product sodium/hydrogen exchanger 9B2-like. Gene Ontology annotation, molecular function: antiporter activity. Gene Ontology annotation, cellular component: membrane. Gene Ontology annotation, biological process: proton transmembrane transport. NCBI's taxonomy places the organism in Eukaryota, Metazoa, Arthropoda, Arachnida, Mesostigmata, Varroidae. The record is from RefSeq and is a predicted model, not a curated record.
CGUACACUCAGAGCGAAGUAACUAUACUAUAGCCACAUUAGUCGACUGAUGGACCGUAGCAUGUAAAAGUACAUAUUGGUGUAGUUAUGGUUAUACUAAUCUGUCUAAUAUUUGGAAGCAGGUAGUGUAGCAUGGGUGUUAUGAAACUUAUGCGUCAAAAGAUGACCAAGAAGUGUUUGGGUAGACAGACCUUAAAACUGCUUUAUUGCCUCAUCGUAUAUUUGCUGCUGAUUACAGAUAAGUGAAUGACUACAGGAACAUUCAGUGCCUGACACUAACUCUCUCUUAUUAAAAAGGCUGCAUCAGACGCGCUAUGACACGAAAAAUAUCGUCGCACGCCUUAUCGUUGUUUGUGUAAAUCGUCUGAGCGAGUACGCUAGCAUUAGAGUGAACCAUAUGCUUGGCUUCGUGCGCACCUACACUGGAUUAAAGAUAGCGAUACCCGCCUAACCGCUCAAAGAUGCAGAGGCUCAGAGAGCAUCCAGAAUUUUAAACUGUUCCACGGAUCAUGCUUGCUAAUGCUACAAUGAUUUAUCAGGUUUUUGAAGACACUUUUAUCAUGUCGUUUUCGUAGUUCACUACAAAAUGGAGGAAUCAAUUUCAGAACCAAAUGACGCCGCUGAUACUACAGAAUAAUGACCCACGUACAACUCCGCGCGAUUUCUUUAACACCUUCCAUAUGCAUAAAGCUGAUAUAUAUGAUCGACAGAUGAGCUCCGACUUUUUAGAAAUUCCGAAAAAAGAUAAGGAAUUGAGGGAAAAAGUUUUUCUUGUUUCGUUGACUGUUCUUAUAGCUGAUUUUUUUAAGCAUCAAAUUUAUACUUAUCCGUCCUCUCAUGUGAUCUCCAUAUGUAAUUACCAAAUAAUAAAAUGAGGGUUUUUCUUUUAUCUAAAAUAUACUUUUCGUUAUUGGAUCAUUGAUAGCUAGAUGUAUUAAGCGAAAAACACCACUUAUGGUUACAGGCGACGAGUGUCCGACAAAAAUAGCUGACAGAGAUAAGCGGACUCUAAGACAAGUGAGAUGUUUUUUGACGCGUCCACAUAAUAAAACACGCUGUUCUAAGAGUGAUAACUAAACAUUGCUACUCAUUGCUUUUGAUUUCAGGGCAUACAUUAUGCUAGGCCACAAUGCUAUUAUGUAAACAUAAUGACGCUCGAUACGCUUCAAAGACGUUCUGUUGCGACUACCUGUUCUGAGGCAAGACAAAGAUCUAAUGUGGGCGAUAUAUUUCUUUAACAGAAUUGUACGCAUCCGUUGUGCGCUCGCUUGGCUUUUGACCACAGCAAUAAACAACGGUGCUUAAGGAGUUUUAAACCUAAACAAUCCUAACGGUUUAUUAACCUAUUAUUUACAGCCCCUUUAAACCUGAAAGGUGCAACAGUUACAGGCUCUUCGUACUGUUAAUAGCAUCAAUGUCAUUGUGUGCUUCGUUAUUCCUCGUUGAUCGCUUUCAAAUUGAUCAAUAUUGUUAUUACCAUUACAAUGCCGAUAUUGUUAUUAGAACUAACUUUACGUCUUAACGCCAUAAUUGUCGAAGCAUGUGUUUGUGAUAAGUAUUCGUGUCUUGGCUACACAUAUGUGUAAUCAAAAGUUAGUGGGUCGACAUGUUGCGCGCACGAUGAAGAGCGUCUUUCUAAAGUCAGCAAUCACAGCCCCAUUUAUUGUACGGACGAAGUUUGCUCCUAAGUUAAAUGUUACAGAAGAAGCCCCACCGAAGACUAUACUGUCACGCGAUAAUGCGGCUAAACAGGUCAGCCCGUCAACAACAUGGUUGGACGCAUCGUCUGAGACUUCUUCGUCGGCCACAGCAACUGUUCCGACGGAGUCUCAACAGAAAGGACAAGUGGAGGAAUCAGUUUCGUCAAGAUUUAGCACUACAACAAAAUUGGAGACAGAAUCAAUUACGCUGAUUUCUCCUGCAGAGAUUGGAGGAUUGCUUGCCGAAGACUCAACUGUGAAACAAAAAGCAGAUUUUGUUCGAAAAUCUCCCCGACGUUUACCGAAGGCUUUUUCUGAAGCGCGUCCGAAUUAUUUGGAACGUUUGCGGUGGAUUUUUAUCACACUGCCACUGCUCGGAGCCCUUUGGGGUGCUCUGCCAAGCGCACAAUUUUUACUCUCUGUCCAACUUGUUGUCACCGUGACGAUCGCAUACAUUGCUGGCUGUGCUACCGCGUUAUUGCCACGUGUACCGCCACUACUGGGAAUGAUGGGAGCAGGAGCUGUGCUCGCAAAUUUCGACUUAGUUGCCAUCCCGUCUGAAAUACCCGGAAAACUUCGUUCAGUGGCACUUGCCAUCAUUCUGUUGAGAGCUGGGAUAGGAUUAGAUCUGACAAUACUCCAGAAGCUAAGUAUGGCUUGCAUACGAUUGACAUUCAUUCCCUGCUUUGCCGAGGCCUUUAUGGUUAUGUUCGUCGGCCACUAUCUUCUCGACCUUCCAUUUCUCUGGGCUCUGCUGCUUGGUUUUGUGCUCGCAGCCGUAUCGCCAGCAGUAAUUGUUCCGGCCAUGAUCGAACUCAAUCAACAGCGAUUAGGCACAGACAAGGGCAUUCCAACUUUAAUCAUGGCGGCAGCAUCGUUUGACGACGUGGCGGCGAUCACCGGAUUCGGAGUUGUUUCUGGAAUGCUCUUUCAGGCGAUGGUUGAAGACUCCGUCUUGUGGACCCUGCUAUCCGUGCCUUCCGAAGCAAUAUUAGGGCUCAUCUGCGGUGUACUCUUGGGCUUCGUUAUCGCAUACGGCCUUCCGGCAAACAGAAAUAUUGAGAGUAAAAUGUUCGACCUUUUAUGUGCUUUGUACAUCGUACUCAGCGGUAUAGCUGGUAUCUUGAUCAGUAAUCGUUUUGGUCUUGGAGGUGUAGGACCUCUAGUAGCCAUCGCGUCCUCAGCCACAGCAGCGGUCAUAUGGAAGAGACAAGCGAGUAUUUUAUGCGACGCCAAUGAUGUGGUGCAGAUCGUGUCUUGUUCACUCGUCUUAAAGUACCUCUGGAUCAUGUCUGAGCCGGUACUGUUUGCAAUGAUUGGCCUUGAAUUUCGCGUUUCAUCGUUGGAUCCAAACGUGAUAUUACUUGGUUGCCUCACAUUGAUUAUAUGCCUAUCGGUCCGUAUCGGAGUGACGUACCUGGCCGUCAGUUGCAGCUCACUCACCCCAAAAGAAAGACUAUUCGUGAGUAUAGCAUGGUUGCCCAAAGCGACUGUUCAAGCUGCUCUGGCGCCAACUGCCUUGGAUAUGGUACGCUCCCUAAAAAAUGAAGGACAGCCUGUUGAGGAAAGUGCACUUGUUUACGGUGAAACCGUGCUCACAGUUAGUAUCCUGGCCAUCAUAAUUACUGCACCUAUAGGAGCUUUAAGUAUAGCACUUUCUGCUCCGCGGCUGUUAAGGAAGGGGCAACAAAAGUUUUUAGUGAAUGUAAAGGAAGAAAUGCCACUGAAGGCGAUCGCGAGAGCAGCCGAGGAUCUGCCGGUGUAAUAUCAUUUAAGUCGACACAACUAAUUUUAAAGCAGCAAUAAACCCACUUUUGCGUCUUGGAUACCUCUCGCACUAAAACUGGGGUCAAAAAUUGUUUGAAGAAAACUACUAUCAGAGCCUCGUGUAUAGCUUACGCCUCGAUUGUACUGCAACCACAGCAUAUGUACAAUAAAUAGCACCCAUUAAACUCAUCAUAACAACAAAGCGAUACGUAAUGUAACAGACCUGUAAUUGUACGCUUAAGUUUUUACCACAAAGUACAUUAGAAAUUAAAUAACCUGCUUUAGUAGAAAGUCAUUAAAUAACAAAACAUAUCUAAUGUAAUCUAUACAUUCAUGCAGUUUGUCUCCCAUACCGCAAACGGAUUAAUUGUUUCGUUAAAUUAAAUGCAUUUUCUGAUUGUUGGUGUUCAUAAGAGCUUUUAAAACGACUCUAGGAUCAUAAAAGUUAAUUGGAAGAUGAAAUUUUCUUAAAGACAGCGGAAUCCACCAUGUAUAUGCCAAAUUAUUGACUGUUAGAACAAAUGUUAUUGUGCGAGGAUAUUGCAGAACCUGUCCGAAUUAAGGAAGCAACGUGACAGAAGCGUAUGUCGAACAGAAGGGCCGUGCACAUAGCUUGCAAGAAAGAACGACACACCCAUACUUUCGUGUAUUCCAGAUAAAUACACUAAUUUUUGUUACAUCAUUUAUUGAGAAAAGCUUACCUUGCGCCCGUGUAGGGCUGGAAUAUGAACUCUUAUUUGAAAUAAAGAAAUCUGUUAGAUAGUCAGGGUUGAGGAACCUAUAAAAAUGAAUGACCUAGACUCGCCUAUGCACGGACAUAAACAUAAAUAACAACUCAGCUAGCGUUAUCGUUAUUUAGCUAUUUAAGUUAGGAAGUUAUCGUAAUCGAUAUGCAUAACGGCAUCGUUGUUGUCAUAAGGACAGCCACUUCUGCUUAGUUGCAUCAUCCUAAUAUCUUCAUUUAUA